Nannospalax galili (Upper Galilee mountains blind mole rat) is the source of this 1618-nucleotide messenger RNA. RefSeq names its product interleukin 15 (gene Il15). Gene Ontology annotation, biological process: positive regulation of cytokine production; immune response; positive regulation of immune response. The transcript is spliced from 8 exons. NCBI's taxonomy places the organism in Eukaryota, Metazoa, Chordata, Mammalia, Rodentia, Spalacidae. Gene Ontology annotation, cellular component: extracellular region. The record is from RefSeq and is a predicted model, not a curated record. Bases 850 to 1338 code for a protein of 162 amino acids. Gene Ontology annotation, molecular function: cytokine receptor binding; cytokine activity.
GAUCUUCGCCUCUACUUGACUCUUUCUCUUUCACUUUUCUUUUCACUGGGCUUGGGACUCCUUGACUGGAAGGCGCUGGGGGAAUCCCUGCUGAUUGACCCCUAGUGCCUCAAUCGCUGGCGCUGGCUGCUACCUCGCACCCCGCAGCCAACACUCGAUUGAGGUACAGAAGUGGUGGUGGAGGGGGGAUUGGCAAUGGGAUUUACCCCGAAAGCCUACGCCCUGGGCUCCUCCCAGCUCGGGCUCCUCUCAUGCACCCACUUCUCCGGACCAGCCGCGGGCUGGCCGCUUCGCCCCACCCUGUUGACAACGACUUCAGUUUCAGUGGCAGUAGGUGCAGAGGGUUUCCCCUUCUGUCCCUUCUGCGCUUUCAUUCUUUCUGGGGUUCUCCUCUGCAUUCUCACGCUUGCGAAGGAGCACAGAUUGCCUGUCCCCGUGCACUUCCCACGCACACUCUCCAGCGUUCUGCGCCCUGCGGGUGGCGGUGCCAGGGCGCGAGGGGCGCUGAGACUCCGCCAGAGUUGCCCAAGCCCAAGGAACCGGUGUCUGGCUGCCCCCAACCAGCUAAGGAAUCGGAAGAAGACGUGUCCAACUGCUCCCAGGUUGAGUUCUGCGUCAAACUCAGCUCAGCAAGGUCAAGAAAGAAUCCACUAUGAAGCGUGGUCAUUUGGCUCUUUGAAGCAGUGUCUCAGCAUGGUCCAUGCUGGUGAUGCCCUUUGGAACACAGAAGCCCAUGUCAGCAGAUAACCAGCCUACAGGAGGUCGUUGUUCUGGAUGGAUGGCUGCUGGAAACCCACUGCCGUAGCCAGCUCUUCUUCAACACUUAAGAAUUUCCCUGGGCAUUAAGUAAUGAAAAUUUUGAAACCAUAUAUGAGAACUACUUCCAUCCCGUGCUACUUGUGUUUCCUUCUGAACAGUCAUUUUUUAACGGAGGCUGGCAUUCACAUCUUCAUUUGGGGCUGCCUCGGUGCAGGUCUUCCUAAAACAGAGGCCAAUUGGAAUGAUGUAAUAAAAGAUCUGAGAAAAAUUGAAGUGCUUAUUCAGUCUAUCCACAUUGAUGCUACUUUAUACACUGAGAGUGAUUUUCAUCCCAGUUGCAAAGUAACAACGAUGAAGUGCUUUCUCCUGGAGCUACGAGUUAUUUUACAUGAGUCCAGUGAUGUAUACAUUAAUGAAACAGUAAGAAAUAUGAUCAUCCUAGCAAACAGCAGUCUGUCUUCUAAUGGGAAUAUAACAGAAUCUGGAUGCAAAGAAUGUGAGGAACUGGAAGAAAAAAACAUUACAGAAUUUAUUCAGAGUUUUGUGCGUAUUGUACAAAUGUUCAUCCACCCUUCUUGAUUGCAGUUGAUCCUCUUCCGUGUUUCUAUUAUCAACAAACAUCUUCCUGAUGUUUAAAGAAACAAAGCUCUGUCCGUUGUUUCCGACAUGCUGCCAAAACGUUUUUCUAGCCAGGAGCUGACUAGGCGCUCAGAUCGGAUGAACUCUCAGAAAUGAAGGGAGUAAAACGUCUUUUUUUAGACUCAUUUUGCUUAUUUUUAAUUUAUUAUUGAAAUUGUACAUAUUUUUAAUAUAACAGAAAAUGUUGAAUAAAAUUGCACAUGUGUUUUAUCAAUUGAAA